UAGUCAGAGCGUAUGGAGGUGUUGAUGGGGUGUGCAACCUCUCCGGGGGGAGGGAAUUAAAAUGGAAGGUGAAAUUCAGCUUCCCCCAAGGGAACUACCGUUCUGCCAGGCUGAUAAUCUAAAUGGAAUUCGAAUAAGGUCCCCCAAAUCCCCUGAGAAUGGAACCCCGACCUCAAUCCGCUACGUUUGCACAGUGAGCCCAGGGAGGGGAAGAGGAGGGCGGAGGGAGGGGCGGCGCGCAUGCGCCCGGAGUCACGCGCGUAUCCGGAGCUAGAGACUGGUUCCCUUCACCCAGGACCCCCGCCCCCUCUGCCGCGUAGCCAGCGAAGCCAAGCGGUGCGUGCUCGGGGCGGAGGCUGGGGGCCGGCUCCUCGGGGGGCUUACAGGGAGUGCACCUACUGCGCCGGGCCCCCCCCCCCCCCCCGGCUCCGUGCUGCUCUGGGGGCCGCGGCGGGGACGUUCGCCUUCGCUCGGGGCGUUGCAUUCCCUCGUCCGCCCCGCUUCGCCCGGGCUGCUCCGCCGCGGGUGCGCCGUCGCCAGCCCCCUGCCCGGGCCAGGCCAGGCCGGCCGGCCGGCGGGGAAAUGAGCUUCUUCGGCUUCGGGCAGAGCGCUGAGGUGGAAAUCUUGCUGAGCGAUGCCGAGAGCAGGAAGCGAGCGGAGCACAAGACAGAGGAUGGCAAGAAGGAGAAGUAUUUCCUCUUCUACGACGGGGAGACCGUCUCCGGGAAGGUGAGCCUCGCGCUCAAGAACCCCAACAAGCGGCUGGAACACCAGGGCAUCAAGAUCGAGUUCAUCGGGCAGAUAGAGCUCUACUAUGAUCGGGGGAACCACCAUGAGUUUGUGUCACUGGUGAAGGACUUGGCCCGGCCUGGUGAGUUCACACAGUCCCAGACCUUUGACUUUGAGUUCACCCACGUGGAGAAGCCCUAUGAGUCUUACACAGGACAGAAUGUGAAGCUAAGGUAUUUCCUCAGAGCCACCAUCAGCCGCAGGCUCAACGAUGUUGUCAAAGAGAUGGAUAUUGUGGUUCAUACACUUAGCACAUACCCAGAGCUCAAUUCAUCAAUCAAGAUGGAGGUUGGGAUUGAGGACUGUCUGCACAUUGAAUUUGAGUACAAUAAAUCCAAGUACCACUUGAAAGAUGUGAUUGUGGGGAAAAUCUACUUCCUGUUGGUGAGGAUCAAAAUCAAACACAUGGAGAUUGACAUCAUCAAGAGGGAGACAACUGGGACGGGCCCUAAUGUUUAUCAUGAAAAUGACACAAUAGCCAAGUAUGAGAUCAUGGAUGGAGCCCCUGUGAGAGGGGAAUCCAUCCCGAUCCGGCUCUUUCUGGCUGGCUAUGAGCUGACUCCCACCAUGAGAGACAUCAACAAGAAGUUCUCAGUGCGGUAUUACCUGAACCUGGUGCUGAUUGAUGAAGAGGAGCGACGCUACUUCAAACAGCAGGAAGUGGUGUUAUGGCGGAAAGGGGACAUUGUGCGAAAAAGUAUGUCUCACCAGGCAGCCAUUGCCUCCCAGCGCUUCGAGGGCACAUCCUCCCACUCUGAAGCUCGGACCCCCGGCCAGCUGUCUGACAACAAUAGCCGGCAGUGAGGCCUUUGGGCCAAGAAGCUGCUAGGCUUCACCCCUUGCCCACCCAACACCAGCUGCUCCAGGGGGAGGGGGCAAGGGAGCGUGAUGCUCUGCAGACACUUUAUACACAACCUGAGAAAACAAAAACAAAUUCCA
This is a messenger RNA of Dromiciops gliroides (monito del monte), 1728 nucleotides long. RefSeq names its product VPS26, retromer complex component B (gene VPS26B). The transcript has 6 exons. Gene Ontology annotation, cellular component: retromer complex; endosome. The coding region runs from base 241 to 1593 and encodes 450 amino acids. Lineage: Eukaryota; Metazoa; Chordata; Mammalia; Microbiotheria; Microbiotheriidae. The record is from RefSeq and is a predicted model, not a curated record. Gene Ontology annotation, biological process: retrograde transport, endosome to Golgi; intracellular protein transport.